Molecule: messenger RNA, 516 nt
Organism: Sapajus apella (tufted capuchin)
Lineage: Eukaryota; Metazoa; Chordata; Mammalia; Primates; Cebidae
Product: E3 ubiquitin-protein ligase UHRF1-like
Exons: 2
Coding region: 37-516 (159 amino acids)
Biological process (GO): negative regulation of gene expression via chromosomal CpG island methylation
Molecular function (GO): ubiquitin protein ligase activity
Source: RefSeq, a predicted model, not a curated record
UCCGCCUCAGCCUCCCAAAGUGCUGGGAUCACAGGCAUGAGCCACCAUGGCCGGCCCCCGUGUUUCCUUUCUGUGUGGCAUAUGCUCACCUAUAACGCACGGGGUCCUGGUUCUCCCCCCAGGGCGCUGGCUCUCAACUGCUUUGCUCCCAUCAAUGACCAAGAGGGGGCCGAGGCCAAGGACUGGCGGUCGGGGAAGCCAGUCAGGGUGGUGCGCAACGUCAAGGGCGGCAAGCACAGCAAGUACGCCCCCGCCGAGGGCAACCGCUACGACGGCAUCUACAAGGUGGUAAAGUACUGGCCGGAGAAGGGGAAGUCCGGGUUCCUCGUGUGGCGCUAUCUCCUGCGAAGGGACGAUGACGAGCCCGGCCCUUGGACGAAGGAGGGGAAGGACCGGAUCAAGAAGCUGGGGCUGACCAUGCAGGUGCGUCCGGGAUGGGGGUUGGCCCCUGGGGAGGCCAAGGUGGAUGGAUCACUUAAGGUCAGGAGUUCAAGACCAGCCGGGCCAUUGUGGUGA